AUGGUGCGCCCUUAUUUUUUGUAUCUGCGUCUUGUCCUGUUGACCAUAUUUUUUACUGUCGUUGCUCUCGCCCUCGUGGCCAUUGCUGCCUCUGCUGCUUCUCAACCAGCCUAUGGAUAUGCUCCUCAGCCAAACUAUGAGGAAGCUCGCGAUGGUUACGAUACUCAGGGAUCUUUCUACGUUACCCUUCCCGACGGUCGUCUACAGAAGGUCGCCUUCACUGUCAACGCCGGCUCUGGUUACUUGGCCGAGGUCAGCUACGAGGGUGAGGCCCAGUACCCCGAGUACAAGCCUGCCUACAAACCAGCACCUAUCUACGCCUAA
Messenger RNA from Penaeus monodon (black tiger shrimp), 324 nucleotides. RefSeq lists its product as uncharacterized. The coding region runs from base 1 to 324 and encodes 107 amino acids. Lineage: Eukaryota; Metazoa; Arthropoda; Malacostraca; Decapoda; Penaeidae. Gene Ontology annotation, cellular component: extracellular matrix. The record is from RefSeq and is a predicted model, not a curated record. The transcript has 3 exons.